CAACAACUGAUUUCAAAUGAUGAAGCAUGAGAUCAACAUUGUUAUUAUCAUUGAUGAAUCGAAUGAAAUGGCUUUCAGCAGCUAACAUUUUGGUCGUUUCGAAAACAUUUUUAUCAUCAUCAUAUGAAAAACAAAAAUCACUGUCCAUAUUAUUCUAUGGUUCUGAUGAUUUUAGUAUAGCUAGUCUUAAAUUAUUACAUAAAAAACUAUUAAAUCCUGAAUUGGAUUCAAUGGUUAUUGUAAAAAAUAUUCAAGUAGUCACCACUAAAUGUAAUAAUCCUGUUAGUUUAUAUUGUAAAAAAGUUGAUCUACCAAUCAUCCUGUUUGAUGGAUAUACGGUACCAAAUGAUCAAUUUGAUCUUGGUGUUGUUUCUUCAUUCGGUCGCCUUAUACCUUCACAGGCUAUCAAUGCUUGUCAUUAUGGUAUGUUCAAUAUUCAUGGUUCAUUAUUGCCACGAUGGCGUGGAGCAUCUCCAAUUCAACAUGCCAUAUUGAAUGGUGAUACAAUCACCGGUGUAACCAUAAUGAAAAUUCAUCCAAAUAGAUUUGAUGUUGGUGAGAUUUUGGCACAAAAACCAAUCGAAAUUGUACAUCGUAUUUCGGCCGUACAAUUGAAACAAUUAAUGGCACCAAUAGGAGCUCAACUGCUUUGGGAUUGUAUUGAAGAUUUAGACAAUUGUCUAGCCAACGUUCGAAAACAAUCCAAAGAAGAAGUUACACAUGCUCGAAAAAUAAAAAUUACGGAUGGUGAAAUCGAUUGGACACGUAUGAAUGCAUAUGAAAUUGAUCGACGUUUUCGUGCAUUCAAUGGUACUAUUGAUGUUUUUACCUAUUGGAUUGAUGGUACACCAUUACGAUUGGGUGAUAUACUUGAUCCAGAUCUUGUGAAUCGUUUGAAUAUAUCCAUUUUGGCUGGACAUGGACACUAUGAACAUAUACCAGGCCUUAUUUAUUAUCAUAAAAAACGACAUAUUUUAUGUAUUGCAUCGGCAAAUCAAACAUGGUCAGCAUUUCGUAGUCUAACAUUGAAAGGACGUAGAAAAAUGUCUGCAUUAGGAUUUUCCAAUACAUUUAUUCGUCCAAUUGUUAAAGAAUUUAAAGCUAAUAAUCAAGGACAGCGGCCAUUUUUAUUAUUAGGACAAACGGAAAAACAUCGUGGCAUGUUUAAUUUGAAUGAAAUCGAACAGAUUAAACAACAAUAUUUAUGAAAGAAGAAGAAAAAAAUACAAAAAUUCAUCCAAUCAAUAUUAUCUGUGUUCUAAUUUAGUUGGUUAAAUUGAUAUAUU
Dermatophagoides farinae (American house dust mite) is the source of this 1286-nucleotide messenger RNA. The record is from RefSeq and is a predicted model, not a curated record. Lineage: Eukaryota; Metazoa; Arthropoda; Arachnida; Sarcoptiformes; Pyroglyphidae.